Messenger RNA from Phytomonas sp. Hart1, 1200 nucleotides. The record is from the annotation of a GenBank genome assembly. NCBI's taxonomy places the organism in Eukaryota, Euglenozoa, Kinetoplastea, Trypanosomatida, Trypanosomatidae.
GAAAAGUAUAACCUUAAAAUAUCUGUUUACUAACACUUUCCGUAGGAUAGUAUAUACCUAUAUAAAUAGGUAUAUUUAUCAAUAAUACAGAACUUGAACCUAGACUUGCCCCCUUUUCAUCCCACGUGAGGAUUGCGUUCCCGAUUUUUGAUAUUUAUUAGUGGAAAAGAUGGAAAAGGUGGCCAACAUGUUUGGUCGUGGCACUCCUGCCGGUGACGCCAUCUAUCGUUGCUACGCGGUGCCGUCGAAGCCCAGCACGUAUGACCCUGAGCUUGCAACCCUCCUGGCGAAACGACGUCGCGAACGAGAGGCGACGGAGGCUGCGAUGGUGCAUCCUAAGCCCAUUCCAAAGUCCAAAGCGACGGUUCAGAGGCCGAGAGUGGGCCUGGGCGUUCGACCUAGCCGUACUGAUAUCGCAUCUAUGCGGCUUCGACAGAUUCAACAUAGGAAGCCACUCGAGGCGAUUGAACGUGAAAAGCGCCAGCAAAGUCCCCCAAUGGCACCUAUUUAUACGAAACCGCCGUUAACCGAGGCUGAAAAGCUUCGUUUAUGUGAUGUGAUGCACUAUGGCCAUGAAUUGCCGCCGAUGGAGAAGUUAUCGGCUUUGCAUCGCAUGCGUAUGCGGCAAAUAGACCCCAUUUUUGACCUAAAGGACCGUUUUAAUUCGCUACAGGACUACGCUAAGGAGAUUUCGAACGAAUUGCACCAACACCGUGUAGAAAACCAGUCAGGCCUUAGCAGCGCAGAGGUUGGUGCAAGCCACGAAACAACUUUAGAUACGAAUCCUAGUAGUGGCGCUGGAGGAGCCGGCUCCAGUAUUCAUGUUGAUCACCAAAAGAACAGCAACAAACAUAAAAAUAAAGUCAAUUCUUCUAAGCGUCGUGAAACGACACACAAUAUGCUUGAACAACAUCAUCGCGAGAGAGAGCUUAUUGGGACUCUGGAUACUGUCAUUAAAGCUAUGGAGGAGCUUGAUAUCAAAAUUAAAGAAAAACAGGGAUUAUGAUUAUAAUGAAUGCUACGAAAAAGCAUCUCCUGAACAAAGUAUAUUGCUACUGUUGUUGCUAUUUCCAUUUUUUCCCCCACCACGAUGAUCUGAAAGAGAGUUGAAAAGUGUAAAAUUAGAAGUGCGUAUAUCCUAUAAUGUAUUGUCUACAAGGAAGGAGCUCAUUUCGCUAAAUAUAGCGAUGCUUGUGAAAA